UCGAUAGUCCAGAGGUUCAAAACAAACAUGGCGGACUCGGACUUCGAGGAAUUCGGCCAACGGUUCGACAAAAUCCCUCAACACUCUACGAAUACCUCUCCAUUUUACUCCCUGGUGCACGUCGAAGAAGACUCCCCCACGUCUUCCCGUAGCGAAGACGCCGACCAUGACUGUGAUAUAAUUGGAGACGCGAACGUGCCGGAAGCAGAAUGUUCCAAGGCGAGGACCGUGGUAAAAGAGGAACCCAAACCCCGCCCGGAUCCCUUCUCCAGGGGCGUACCGAUACCGCCGUGGAACGGAGAACGGCGCCGCAGGAAAUUGCCCGAAAUUCCGAAGAACAAAAAAUCUGUGAUUGCGACCAUGUACGGGGCGCAGUCGAGAGAGAUGUCCUUAGCGGAUGAAAUGGGAUGCAACAGUGGACCAAGCUCAAUUCUAGUAUUAAAGUGUGGAUACCUUUGGGACGAUUCGCCCGAAUCGGAUAGAUUGUUAACGGACGCAGACAGCGGCCACAGCACGGCUCAUUCGCCCACCGGAACCGACGGGCCAAAAUCGAUGUCGCCUCUGAUGGGCAGUUCCCCGUCAAUCGUGGGUGGCAUGGUCUACAAUGACGUCGACAUGCUGGAGCCCACGCACAGGGGGUUGCACAAGUUUGUGCCACGUCACGACGACGAAAUCGAAGUUGAAAUCGGCGAUCCGAUUUACGUACAAAAAGAAGCCGACGACCUCUGGUGCGAAGGCGUAAACUUAAGAACUGGCAGAAUGGGAAUUUUUCCAUCCGCCUACGCCGUAGACAGCGACUACAGCGACUGGGAUUCAUCUUGCGAACACGGCCGCCGCGAAAGAUACCUUUUGGGCUACAUCGGAUCGGUGGAAACGCUAGCGCAUAAAGGUACCCCCGUGGUGUGCCAGGCUGUCCGGCGCGUGAUUAGCAAUCACGGCGGCGAACCCGAAUUGCAGCCCUGCACCCUCGAAGUCUCCGACCAGGGCCUGAGGAUGGUCGACCGGAGGAAACGAAACCAAAGCGAUCCUUGCAUAGAUUACUUUUAUUCCCUGAAGAAUGUGUCGUUUUGCGCGUUUCAUCCCAGGGAUCACCGCUAUUUGGGAUUCAUAACGAAGCACCCGACGCUGCAGAGGUUCGCCUGUCACGUUUUUAGGGGGCAAGACUCGACCAGGCCUGUGGCGGAAGCGGUAGGGCGGGCGUUUCAGAGGUUCUACCAAAAAUUCAUCGAGACUGCGUAUCCGGUCGAAGACAUUUACAUUGAGUAAUCAAUUCCUAACUCACAAUGUAAAUAGAAUCCAUAAUGCUGUGUCGUCAUCAAUAAGUUUGUGACAUAUUCUAUAGUUUUGUAUUCGAUCAUAUCAUAAUUUGUAGCAUCGUUUAUGUAUCUUUAAUUUUAAGUAAUUUUAUUUACAUCUGGCGUUUUUUACCUACAUAUGGGGCUACGUAGCGAAACGCAUUUUUUUUCUAUAUGAAAGAAGAAACAGCAUUUGUCUAGUGCAAUAAAAGCUAUUUUUCGAUAUUCGAAUAUUUUUGAUAAUGUUGCUGUUGAUAUGUUCUAUCAUGCCUCAUCGUUAGUAAUUGUUAUUGAUUCGUUUCGAAUGUAACUUCCUACAUCUUUUUUGAAUAAAACUGCUAAGUGAGUAUCUGUGUGAUUCCGAAU
Molecule: messenger RNA, 1661 nt
Organism: Cylas formicarius (sweet potato weevil)
Lineage: Eukaryota; Metazoa; Arthropoda; Insecta; Coleoptera; Brentidae
Gene: Aplip1
Product: JNK-interacting protein 1
Exons: 8
Coding region: 28-1266 (412 amino acids)
Biological process (GO): regulation of JNK cascade
Cellular component (GO): cytoplasm
Molecular function (GO): protein binding
Source: RefSeq, a predicted model, not a curated record